AUGUCGGUGCGCCAGGGCCAGCGGCCGGCGCGGCCCGCGACCAGCCUCCCCUGGGUGCUGUGCUGCAGCGCCCUGCUCGUCCCCGCCGCGGGCUACGUGAUCGUGAGCUCUUUGUCCUGGGCCGUCCCCACCGAGGUGGACGAGGAGCUGGACCGCGCCUCCACCGAGGAGGCGAUGCCCGCGCACCUGGAGGACUCCGGCAGCUUCUGGCAACGGAGGUUCCCGGCCUCGACCUCGGCGCACAAGAAGGACCCGCACCUGCCGCCCGCCGCGGGCACCGCCCGCACGCAGCCGCCUGCCGCGCCGCCUGGGAUGUUCUCGUACCCGCACGAGAGCGGCUCGAGGCUGCGCCCCGGCACCGCCCGCUUCCUGGCCCAUGCCAGCACCUGGGGCUGUUUGGCCACCGUGUCCGCGCAGGAGAAGAUCGCAGGACUGCCAUUUGGGAACUGCGUGCCCAUCAGUGAUGGUCCCUUGGACAACAGCACUGGGAUUCCUUACUUCUAUGUGACACCCAAGGACUCCAUGGUGGCCGACCUGAUGAAGAACCCCGUGGCCUCACUCCUGCUGCCAGAAUCGGAAGGAGAGUUCUGCAGAAAAAAUGUCGUUGAACCAGAAGACCCUCGAUGUGCCCGGCUGACACUAACUGGCCAGAUGAUUGCAGUGUCUUCAGAAGAAGUAGAAUUUGCCAAACAAGCCAUGUUUUCAAGACACCCAGUUAUGAAGAAGUGGCCCCGUCAGUAUGCAUGGUUCUUUAUGAAAAUGAGAAUAGAGCACAUCUGGUUUCAGAAGUGGUACGGAGGAAUAUCGGGCAUUUCGAGGGAGGACUAUUUCAAAGCAGUUCCGAGAAAGGCCUGA
Messenger RNA from Molossus molossus (Pallas's mastiff bat), 855 nucleotides. It is a transcript of the gene CREG2, whose product is annotated as cellular repressor of E1A stimulated genes 2. The transcript has 4 exons. Bases 1 to 855 code for a protein of 284 amino acids. Lineage: Eukaryota; Metazoa; Chordata; Mammalia; Chiroptera; Molossidae. The record is from RefSeq and is a predicted model, not a curated record.